AUUUGAUUUUCGAUUGCGAAAUAUUUCACGCUUUUCUCAAAGUGAUAGGCGCAAUAUAAAUAUACUUUUACAUAUUUCAGAUAAUACAUAGGAUUUUGCACCAUACAACUUUUCUUCGCCAUGGAUCGCGGGUUGAACGAACUCCUCAAAUGGGGCGUGGAGAACUCAGCGGCCUCCCGACAGCCAGCUGAUCCCAAUGACCCAUCGACAGUGCCACCGCCAACGACUCGCGGUCUGAAUGAAGAGGCAUUGAAGGCCUUGAUGGGUGGCCCAUCAGACGCCGAUAUGAUGAAGGAGUCUAUGGCCGCGUUGCUCUCAGAUGAAGUCGAUCUAGAGAAUAAGAUGAUUGCCUUUGACAAUUUCGAACAACUCGUCGAGACCAUUGAUAAUGCCAAUAAUAUGGAACCGCUUGGUUUAUGGACACCGCUUGUUGGACUGCUUCAACAUAAAGAACCUGAUAUGAGGCGGAUGGCUGCCUGGUGCUUGGGGACAGCAGUGCAAAACAACGAGAAGGCCCAAGACAAGCUACUUGUGCUCAAUGCCCUCCCUACCCUAGUGUCGCUCGCGACGACAGAUUCAGACGUCAAAGUCCGCCGGAAGGCCAUUUACGCCCUCUCGUCCGGAGUUCGCAAUUACCAACCUAACAUGGAAGAAGUCAUGCUACAUCUUCCCACAGAAUUUAAACCGGCGCAGCACGUCGAUGCUGGAGAUAUGGAUGCUAUCGACUCGAUUAUGAACAAGCUGCGAGAAGCACCCGUCUGAAGUAAUGCACAAGUCUAGGAUGAUGAAAUACUCGAACCGGCGCCAACAGCACAUCGUUAAAUGCAGCGUACUGUUGGAAGAUGACGACCCUAGUCCAAUUGAAGUUAGAUGAUGCAUGCCUUGUGCGCAUCGUCUUCAAGAGUGUCUAGUAUGUCCUCAACUAUGUUGCGCGGCAGCAACCUAUAGCUUCAAGAAGAGCGCAUAGAAAAGCUGCAUUGACUCCAAUAUAUUGGUACAGAUAUAAGACCAAUUUUAUAAUCAAAUAAAAUAUCUGUAUGUCUUAAUAGAUUUUCUGAUGUUUUUAG
Molecule: messenger RNA, 1067 nt
Organism: Talaromyces proteolyticus
Lineage: Eukaryota; Fungi; Ascomycota; Eurotiomycetes; Eurotiales; Trichocomaceae
Product: putative Hsp70 nucleotide exchange factor
Exons: 2
Coding region: 121-762 (213 amino acids)
Source: RefSeq, a predicted model, not a curated record